ACUUUCCAUGUGACAGCAGAGGUGGACAGUCCGAGUCAAAAACAGGAAAACAACACAUAAAGAGUGAGAGAAAGCAAAAGAGGGAGGUGAGAAGGUAGGACGGAAAGCAACAAGACAUUAUAAGCCCCCCUCUGCUUUAGUGCUUAUAUCAAUCUCAUGACGCAGUCUCAAAGGACAGUUCCUUGCUCUAAGUUGUAUAUUAGCACUGAGCUAGAUAUCUCUGAAUCAGGUCGUUGGUACCUCUUGGACUCUGAGAACACGGCAGUUGAAGGUGACAGCUGUGGACUUCAGAUAGCACAUGUAAACAGGCUGUCAGCAGAAUAGUCUCAUAGACUUCAAUCAUCACUGCAUUCAGUAAUACUACGGUGCUUUCAGUGAAGACAAACCAAGAUAAGGUUACACAUUUUUUUUAUCUACCAUGGAGUCCGGGUCGUCACCUUUUCAUUCAAGCCAAGACAGCCAUAUUUCACAAGUGGAAAAUGAUCUGGUACGCAAGGGCCCCCGUCGCAAAAGGGAGUUCAUACCUGAAGAGAAGAAGGACGCCCUCUACUGGGAGAAACGUCGUAAGAACAACGAGGCAGCCAAACGAUCACGGGAGAAGAGAAGGAUGAACGAUUAUGUGCUGGAGUCUCAUCUCAUGGCCCUGAAAGAAGAAAAUACCAAGCUUAGUGCUGAAUUAAUGGCCAUCAAGUUGCACUUUGGCCUAGUCCACCCUGGAGCCUAUACUGCCCACCAUGUCCACAGCAGCACCCAGCCUAUAACUGCCACUGGCACACAACACCAGGCCCUGCAGAGGGACUACUACUGGGGUGGUAGAGACACUUCUGUUAUACCACGCCACCAACCGUCUCCCCCUGUUUUUAUCCCUGCAUACGCCAUCCAUAGCAUGCGGGGCUAUUCAUACUUGAACCCAUCCGGUGCUACUGGCACUGGCCUCCUCACUCCCCUUGUCCUCCCUCAAAAUCUCCUGCCCACCCAUGCUUCCCAUCCUGGAGCUCCCCUACUGAAGCCCAUUCCUACGAGAGCCGGCUCAGAUGAGGAGGAGGAGCAGCAGGUCCCAGGGGUGUUGUCCCUGUCCUGCUGCGCUCCACCCCAGAAAAUCACCUCCAGAGGACACAGAAACUACUCUCCACCAAAACGGUACACAUCCGACUAAUACAGAGGGGUGUAUGCAGUUGUUAGAUUGACUGACUGAGAAACGAAUUCUUCAGUUCUCUUUAUGUACCGUCAAAUACUCCUGCUGAUGCUGUAACUUUAAGAGCUCUAUUUUUGUUUAUUAUUGGUGCAUUGUAUUCGAAAAAAGUGCACAAGCCGUUGAAACCUCCACACUCCCCACUUUUGUGUGACAGUUCUAUGUUGAAUGAUGAUCAUUCAGCCAAAUUAGUGACCAGAUAGUAAGCAUUUGAAUAGAAUUCAUUCAUAUACAAGUUCCCACACACAAACUGUGAUACAAAAAUAGAACUCUGAAGCUACAUCAGCUCUUCUUCGUUUGUACUUUUUUCAGCAUGUCAAAAUUCAGCAGAUGUGAACAAUUGUGGGUUAUGAAUAAGAUACAGUACACACACAACCAAGUAUGAAUGGUGACCACAACUGUGACAGAACUAUAUGCGUGUCUGAUGUCAACUUGUAUUUUGUUGAUGGAUAAACAUUUCUUGGUCCUAAUAUACAUCUGCUGACCAGCAAUUGUAUUCUCAACUAGAUUACUGUUCAAUCGAGCAUUUGCCUCCUUUUUUCAUACAGUGAAAUACAGCUGAAAACAUGUGUUAAUCCAAAUUACAUUUUUAAAGAUAAACUUGUUGGCUAUUAAAAAAAAAAAAAAAGACAACAUUUCCACCCUGGACUGAGAUUACUUUGUUGAUAAGGGACAAACACUUCUCUUUUUUUUUUUUUUUUUGUAAUUGUUGGUGACAAACACCCUCUGGGUGGAAACAGUGAAUUAUGAUGAUGUACCUCUUUGGUUUUCCUGUGUGGGCAGUAAUAGUCAUCUUUCUCCAUAUUGUGACCACAGUGUGUCUGAAUAUUCCAAUAUGUUUGGGGUUGACAUUUUGUUGAAUACAUUUCAAAUGUAAAAAGAAGAUUAAAACAAUUAAGUUGAGAAUUGUGAACAA
This is a messenger RNA of Dicentrarchus labrax (European seabass), 2108 nucleotides long. RefSeq names its product nuclear factor, interleukin 3 regulated, member 4 (gene nfil3-4). NCBI's taxonomy places the organism in Eukaryota, Metazoa, Chordata, Actinopteri, Moronidae. Gene Ontology annotation, biological process: circadian rhythm; regulation of DNA-templated transcription. The transcript is spliced from 3 exons. Gene Ontology annotation, cellular component: nucleus. The record is from RefSeq and is a predicted model, not a curated record. The coding region runs from base 419 to 1156 and encodes 245 amino acids. Gene Ontology annotation, molecular function: DNA-binding transcription factor activity; DNA binding.